Cuscuta europaea is the source of this 1858-nucleotide messenger RNA. The record is from the annotation of a GenBank genome assembly. Lineage: Eukaryota; Viridiplantae; Streptophyta; Magnoliopsida; Solanales; Convolvulaceae.
AUCAAAAUAUUCCGCAAGUAGCCACGAGCUAUAUGACCAGCGCGUGGGAUUACAUGAAUAAACCUGAAACAGAGAUGAGACGAUGAAUGAGCGAAGAGGCCCCCAUAAAAUAGGCGAACCAGGAUGAGCUCAUCGCCGUUCAAUUCUCUCAGCCACGCCGGCGACAGAACACGAUAAAGUCGCGCGUGCAAUUUUAGUCGAGGCAUGAAAAAGCCUCAUCUUAGUUGACUGGAAUUAAAGAGUGAGGUCAUAGUUACCUGUCUUCUACACAAAGAAGCAUAAAUGGAGGGACGCCCUACUUUAUUCAUUCAGAGGGUGGGGCCUAGGCAACUCAGUAACUUUGGGGGUCUCUCAUCUUCUUCUUUACCAGUCCUUCCAACAACUCUUGAAGGGAAAUUCCCCAAGUUUCCAGAAACACAUGUUGCUCCCCUGUCAUCAAACAGUGCCAUUGCCCCUCUUAUGUUUUCUUCGGCAUCUGGAUAUUCAAGUGAUCUUCAUUAUUCAUCGUCUUCAUCCUUAGUCAACUCCAAACAACUUCAUUUUAUUCCUCAGUCAACAACAAAUAACGAGACACCGGAAAUGUUGUUUCCGGGAUCUGGAGCUCUUCAAUCCACAGCAUCAAGUGGUUUUGCUAAGGAAAAUGUUGUCCCUUGGUCUACUGAUCCAUUGGUUGAGCUUCUAUACUACCCAACAGCAACAACUGCCUGUAUGGAAAGUAAUCAGCAACUAGCCUGCAGUGAUGAUGCUGAUUGUGCCAUUAUUACUUCUGAGGAUAUUGUUAAAAGAAACGAUUGGCAGGAGUGGGCUGAUCAGCUUAUUUCUGAUGAUGGUGCUCUCACUUCUGAUUGGAAUGAUAUGAUUGCCCAUACAAGUACUCCUGAUGCAGAUACAAAUGUGUCAAAACAAUCUUCAAAUUUACAAACCAAUCAAACAAAUAUAUCCAAGCAACUCGCUGUUAUUCCUGGAGAAACUUCGGCUGUUGUGUGCGUACAAUCCCCUACAAGUGGCGCUCCUACGAAGCAGCGCAUGCGUUGGACACCAGAACUUCAUGAAGCAUUUGUGGAAGCUGUUAACAAGCUUGGUGGAAGUGAAAGAGCUACUCCCAAGGGUGUGCUAAAAUUAAUGAAAGUUGAAAACUUGACCAUCUAUCAUGUUAAAAGCCACUUGCAGAAAUAUCGCACGGCACGCUAUAAACCUGAAUCAUCAGAAGCGUCUUUGGAGAAGAAACAGCAUGGUAUUGAUGAUUUUCCAUCUCUGGACUUGAAAGCGGGUAUUGAGAUCACUGAAGCGCUAAGGUUACAAAUGGAAGUGCAAAAGCGGCUCCAUGAGCAACUUGAAAUUCAACGGAAUCUACAGCUGAGGAUUGAAGAACAAGGGAGAUAUCUGCAGAUGAUGUUUGAGAAGCAGUGCAAGUCAAUGCCAAAUGUUGAUACAGUAAAAAAGGGAUCACCAUUAUCCACGAGUGACAAUAACCCCUCAGCCCUGCAGUUGACGGAUGGAGGUCACCCCUCCCCUGCAGAUGACUUGGCCAAUGCACCCUUGACUGAAUCUCCUCCUCGGGCAAGUGGAGAAAAACAACAAAAAGAUUGUGAAACGACUCUAGUAGUAGUAACUCCUGACUCAUCGUCGGACUCACCAGCAUCGAAACGUGCUAGGGUAGUAGCAACUCAAUAAAGUCUCAUUUAUUAGUUCUUGAUAUUGUCUCUGUAUUAUCAUUCAAUGAUCCUGGAAAACAUCAAAAGCUUUGUGAUAGUGGCAAGUCAAGGUUGUUAAUUUCUCUUUUGCUUUUAGUUAUCCUCUCUCUACUGGGGGAAGUGACUCCAAGGAGAGAAACAAGGAAAUUCAGUUGAAAGAUUUU